AUGCCAGACCACAAGAAAUCCAAAAAAGGCAGCAAGGCCUCAACAGAGGCCGGCGCUGUUAUCACCGAUCCCAGAUUCAAGGACAUCCAGAAUGAUCCGCGGUACCGGCUUCCCAGCCGACGGCAGACGCACGUGAAGCUCGACAAGCGGUUCGCGCACAUGCUGCGGGACAAGGAUUUCUCGCGGAACGCGGCAGUCGAUCGAUACGGGCGCAAGCUUGCGCGGGACGAUACCAAGAAGCAGCUGGAGCGGUUUUACCAGCUGGAGGAUGGCGCGGAGGACGAGGAGAUGGUGGCGGAUGACGAUGAGGAGGUGCUCCGGGAGCUGAAGCGGGUGGAUGCGUCGUAUGAUCCUGCUCGGGACGGAGGAUUUUCGUCAUCGUCGUCUGAGGAAGAGAGUUCGAGCGAUGAGGACGAGGACGAGGACGAGGACGAUGAUGAUGAGGAGGGGGAGGGGGAGGACCAGGCUGUGGAGGAGCUGGAGUACCCGGACAAGCAGCAGGUGGAUGUGCCGACUGGGGAGGUGACGAAUCGGAUUGCGGUAGUGAAUCUGGACUGGGAUAAUAUUCGGGCGGAGGACCUGAUGGCUGUCUUCUCGAGUUUCGUGCCUACGGGCGGGCGGGUGCUGAAGGUUUCGGUGUACCCCAGCGAGUUCGGCAAGGAGCGCAUGGAAAAGGAGGAGACGGAAGGGCCGCCGCGGGAGAUUUUUGCUUCGAGUAAGCAGGCCGAAGAGGACGAGGAUGACGAGGAUGAGGAGGAGGAGGAGGAGGUGCUUGACUCCGACGAAGAAGAGGAGAAGAUUAAAAAGUCGAUGCUGAAGGAGGACAAGGGCGAGGAAUUCAACUCUACACAACUACGCAAGUACCAGCUGGAACGGCUGCGGUACUACUAUGCGAUCCUGACGUUCUCGAGCAAAGAGGUCGCCAAGAACGUCUACGAUUCCGUGGACGGAGCAGAAUACUUGUCUAGUGCCAACUUCUUCGACCUUCGCUUUGUGCCAGACGAGACCGAUUUCUCCGACGACAAGCCGCGUGACGAGUGUGAGCGGAUCCCGGAUGGAUACCAGCCGAACGAGUUCGUGACCGAUGCGCUCCAGCACAGCAAGGUCAAGCUUACAUGGGAUGCGGAGGACAAGUCGCGCAAGGAUGCUCAGGCGCGGGCAUUCCGCGGCAGCCGCAAGGAUAUUGACGAGAACGACCUGAAGGCUUACCUGGCCAGCGACAGCUCCGAGGACGAAGCCGACGAGGAGGUGGAAAUUAUCGAUGCUACGAGGGAAGACGCACCGAGCACUAAACUCUCGAAGAAGGAGGAAGAGCGACAGCGGAUGCGAGCUCUUUUGGGCUUGAGUGCGGCUCCCGUCAAGUCAUCGAAACCCAAGGGUCCUGUCGGCGAGAUGGAGGUCACCUUUACCUCCGGGUUGGCCGGCGAGCCGAAGCGGGACAAUAUCUUCGAAAACGCUCCCGAGAAGGAAGAGACUACGAUUGAGAAAUACGUCCGCAAGGAGCGUGAACGGAAGAAGCGACGAAAGGAGAAGCUCAAGGCUAUGAAGCACGGUGAGGGUGACGGCGACGGCGACGUAGAGGGCUCCGCCAAUGAGAACGAAGCGGCUCCCAGCGGCUCUGGGAACCCCGAUGACGCCGCGACCGCUCCCCAAGAAGAUCUGGGCUUCAACGAUCCAUUCUUUGACGACCCGACUGGCAAGGCUACAGCGGCGGCUCGUCGCAAGGAGGAGAAGCGCAAGAAGCGGGAGGAGCGCGAGGCGGAGGAGGCGGCCAACGCGGCCAAGCGGGCCGAGCUCGAGCUUCUGAUGCUGGACGACAAGAAAUCCGGCAUCAAGCACUUUGAUAUGAACGAGAUCGAGAAAUCCGAGAAACAGGCCCGCAAGAAGAACAAGAUGAAGAAGGCGAAGGCGGCUCCGGCCCCCGCUGUUUCGGAUGAUUUCCAGAUGGACGUCAGCGAUCCUCGAUUUGCCCGGCUGUUCGAGAGUCACGAGUUCGCUAUUGACCCCACCAACCCGAAAUUCAAGGCGACAUCGGGCAUGAAAGCCCUGCUGGACGAGGGACGCAAGCGACGCAGGGAUCGGGAUGACCGAGGCGAAGAGGUCGACACCAGGACGCGUGAUCGGAAGCAGAAGAAGCAGAAGCAGAGCGCGUCUGGGAACGGAGGGACCGAGGACCUCAAGAAACUUGUGGACCAAGUGAAGCGCAAGACACAGCAGAAGUAA
Molecule: messenger RNA, 2223 nt
Organism: Aspergillus clavatus NRRL 1
Lineage: Eukaryota; Fungi; Ascomycota; Eurotiomycetes; Eurotiales; Aspergillaceae
Product: pre-rRNA-processing protein ESF1
Exons: 2
Coding region: 1-2223 (740 amino acids)
Biological process (GO): rRNA processing
Cellular component (GO): nucleus
Molecular function (GO): RNA binding
Source: RefSeq, a predicted model, not a curated record